Molecule: messenger RNA, 366 nt
Organism: Drosophila suzukii
Lineage: Eukaryota; Metazoa; Arthropoda; Insecta; Diptera; Drosophilidae
Gene: COX7AL2
Product: Cytochrome c oxidase subunit 7A-like 2
Biological process (GO): mitochondrial electron transport, cytochrome c to oxygen
Source: RefSeq, a predicted model, not a curated record
UCCCUUUUUCUUAAAAUCAUCUGUGAACAAUUCUAUUUUUAUCUGUUAUUAGAAAUUGCAGCAAGUCAAUUGCAAUUCUUUAAUUGUCGCACUUUUGGAGUUACAUAACAAAUCCCAGCAAAAAUGGCUCUACCCGAUGGUCUUUCUAACAAAAUGAAGGUUUUCCAGGCCGUCAACGAAUUGCCCGUUUUUCUGAAAGGCGGACCAGUAGACAAGGCUUUGUUUGGCAUAACAGCUGGAUUGUGCGGCGUAGGCAUCCUAAGCUUUAUCCAUUUGGUCUACACAAUGGGUUUCGCCAAGAAGAAGGCGGCUUAAAUUAAGUGAUAAUAAUCAAAUGUGGCUUUGAUUGAAGACAAAUUAAACAAA